Messenger RNA from Rasamsonia emersonii CBS 393.64, 2175 nucleotides. RefSeq lists its product as uncharacterized. Bases 1 to 2175 code for a protein of 724 amino acids. The transcript has a single exon. The record is from RefSeq and is a predicted model, not a curated record. Lineage: Eukaryota; Fungi; Ascomycota; Eurotiomycetes; Eurotiales; Trichocomaceae.
AUGGAAGAAAAUACACUGGCAUUCCUUCCUCUGCAGCCUGGAGGCACAGCAACUGCUGAAGCGCUGCCGGUUCCCACAAUUAUCCUAACCUACAUGCCUGGGGCAUCUCUUCCAGCUUUCACUGUCCUCUCCUCUCCGGGAGGUUCGAUUAUCUCGGCCCCUGGGAUGGGUGAAAGACCGAAUAAGCUGCCCGAGUUCGCGAUUAUCAUCAUCAUCGUUGCAGGAACGAUCUUUCUCGUAUCGCUUUGUACCUUCGUCUGGAUGCUUUAUCGUCGCAGGGUUCGAUCGCGAGGACAACGAAUCCCAGAACAGACGCCUCGACGCGAAGACGGACGUGGAAAUGCCAAUGAGGAUUUGGGGAUGAAUCCUGGCCCGCCGCCAGAAUUUCCUAUACAGAUAACGACGGACGGGACAACUCCAAUCACCCACAAUUACUUGCAGGAAAGUCGACAGGAAAGCUUGCAAAGCGUUUAUGCGAGAAACCUCCUUCUCCACUACAUAGGAAGGAGAAGGACCAUUAACAAUCAAGCGCAAGCUCGUUCCGGCCCAACAGGCUCCAGUGAGUCGUCUUUCUCAGGGCAGCCUGCCAAUAUUCCACGUCCUCAACCGGCCCGAACGUCACGCAGAUACGACUCUGUGAUUUCGUCGAUUCUCAACCGGUAUGCACGGACUUCCAUGAGACGGUCUCAGAUGUCUACUAUAGACGAAGUCGAGCUCUCUGAUUUCGGUCGCCGAAGAGAAUAUUCUACCUCGCUGGAGGAUGAUAGGGCAUCUGGGCAUAGCCGCCAGGUUCUGAUUCCACGGCUGGGAUCCGAUAGAGGAUUUGCGACAGUGACAUCUGACACACACAGCACUGGAGUCAGUACGGACAGUGCACCGGUUCCUCACUGGCAUGACCGGCGAAAUUCAGUGAUCUCAGAUAUCAGUUCGCAUGAUCCGAACUAUAUUCUGAAGCCGAAAGUCUAUGAAUAUGAGGCGACGACGAGCAAGUCGCUCGAUCUUUACGAGCAUCAGGACUUGCCGGAUUUCAAGCAUAGAACUGAUGAGAAUUUGUCCUCCGAACACUACCCCUAUCCCAGUCGACAGCCAUGCAGGAACGAAGGACAGGAUGAUGCAGCUGCUACAGAUACACAGGUUGAGAACACCCGACGCGAGGUGAGCAGUGUUCACCAAGACAAUGGUAGCACGUCUAGGGAUGAGCCACGCGGUCGUGGAGUUAGAGCAGGAGUCGGGUUUUCGGAGGACAUGGAGGCUGGUUUGAGGCCACAACCUCUGACUCUCCGCGAACCGAGUUCGCAGCAGUUGCCCAGCCUGCGCUCUGAACGAAGCUCAGAGACGCCAUAUUCCCUGACUCGCUCCGUGGGACGGUACUGGGAUCAGAGUUCGUCAUCAAGAAACCCCGAAGGGGCUUCGACGACAACGGUCCAGACGCACUACCAGGCGCGCACCCACGCGCAUCCAUCGAGCAGCCUGACGGACCUCAGCGCUGACGAACAGGCCAGGCACAUAGCUAGACAGGCGAGCAGGGAGUAUUUCGUGAGGGAAAUGCAGCGAUUGAGAGAGGAGGACUCUCAGCGUCGCGCUCCGGCCACAACUCGUCCUGACGACAGCAAUCAGGAAGUUGACAUUGAUCUCCCGAUCCAGAAUUUCGAAGAAGAUGAAGAGUCUCUCGUUGAUCCAGCCCUCGCUAUUCCGAGAACCACCGCGCAGUCAGGUGCUGGUAACGACAGCAAUGAUCCCCGUGGCGAUAAUAAUAACCAUGGCAAUGAUAAUACUGAAGUGAGGAUCAACUCGCGAAGGGGCAGACACACCAUGGCACCGUACCAUCCCGGUCAAAGCCAGCAUGCUCGCCACGGCGACAGCAACAGCAACCUAUUCGUCGACGACCGCAUCCCCAAUCGCUUCCAGUCCGCCGUAUCACGAGACAUCGAGUCGAUGAUCCUAGAAGAAGGGGUGAGCAUCUUCAGUCCAAGCAUCUACUCGCGCUUCGAGGCCGAGACGGGGACGCUGGCGACGCGUGACGAGGGGAAUGAUGGGCCGAGGAGGGGAAUUUUGACCCUGGAGGAUUUCCGUCGUUGUGUUCGGGCGGCGAGGGCGGAGCAGGGGGGAGAUGUGGAUGAAGAGGAAGAAGAGGAGGAGGAGGAGGAGGAGGAGGAGGAGGAAGGAAGAAAAUGA